This is a messenger RNA of Medicago truncatula (barrel medic), 1955 nucleotides long. RefSeq names its product F-box protein At3g12350. Gene Ontology annotation, cellular component: cytoplasm; SCF ubiquitin ligase complex. The record is from RefSeq and is a predicted model, not a curated record. Gene Ontology annotation, molecular function: protein binding. The transcript has 2 exons. Lineage: Eukaryota; Viridiplantae; Streptophyta; Magnoliopsida; Fabales; Fabaceae. Gene Ontology annotation, biological process: gibberellic acid mediated signaling pathway; SCF-dependent proteasomal ubiquitin-dependent protein catabolic process. The coding region runs from base 231 to 1625 and encodes 464 amino acids.
AUCCAAAAUGUUUCCACCAAUCAACAACGUAACUCAAGCACAUUCAUUGAAACAUCACGCACGUGCGUGUUUCACAAUCACUGUUCUGGUUUCAAUCUUCACCUUGUUUCACUCAAAUUCCUUAACAGAGAAUGAUUCCAUAGCAUCCAAGAAUCUUUCAAACCAAACUCAUCAAAAUCAAAUCUAUAUCUAUUUAUCACAACUUUUCAAUCUUCCAAUUCAAUUCAACAAUGGCGAAGAAUGUCAAUGAAGAGUUUUCUUCAUCUUCACCUUCAUUCACCGAUUUUCCAGAAGAUGUUCAGCUAUGCAUCCUCUCAUUUCUGUGUCCCAUUGAAAUUGCUUCAUUCGCAUGCACCUCAAAGCAAUUCGGAACACUCUGUUCCGAUGAUGCAAAGCUUUGGCUUUCCCUUUGUGAUCGAAGAUGGGGUUCAAAAACCCAAAUAAAAAAAUGGGGUGAAGGUAAAAUUCUCUAUAGAAAUCUCUAUACUGUUCUUCAUGAAUGGGAUAAUCUUAUUGGUUUUUGGAGGAGAAGUGGUCCUGGUAGUGCUGUGAUUGAAUCACCUUCAUUGGUUUUCUUUGAAUGGGGUUCAUCGUUUAUUGCUGGCUCUAGGGUUUCACCAACCCAAUCAGAAUCUGAAAUUUGCGGGUAUCAGGUGAAAAAGGUGCCUUUUUUGAAGAUGGGUCUUUCUGAAGAUGGACAAAUUGUGAAUCUUUUGGAUCCUAAUGGUCGAGCUGAUUUGAAUUUCAAUGGUAAUGGCAGUGAAUUGAUUCCUGUGAAUGUUUGUUUUAUGGGGAAAACUCAUUUUGUAUUGGAAGAGAAUGUGUUUGGGAGGAGUUCGAGUUCAAGUCCGGGAAAAAAUGGUGGUGAGGAUUGUGGUUUUGGUGGAGAGGAUGGGAUUGGGAUUGAAAGUGGUUCUCCUCCGGAUCGGAUGUUGGAGAUUUAUCAGCAUUUGGCGAACCGGGUUAGUCCUGGAAGCGAUAGAUCAAGGAGGCAGAGGAGGAAGGAGAAAGAAAGGAUGGCUAGGCGGAAAUGGGAGCCUGAGCAUUUUGUCAAGGUUGUGAAUUGCUCGCCGACAGCGUUGCGGCCUUUGCAAGGUCUUUGGAAGGGAAUUUGUGCAGACUUGAGUUUAGCAUUUUACCUUGUGGCUUAUGAUGACAUUGGGGGGAUUGCUUGUCGACGACUUGGGGAUCCUCCUGAACGGUUUUCUACUUAUGCCCCGGUUUUCUGGACGUCCAAUGCUACAUUUCUGGAAGCUCCCUUUCCUUUAGAGGAAGAAUCUCUGUAUGGCAGUCGCGUUCAUCUUCAACCAGUUCAACCACACAAUGAAAAUCAUGAGCAGUUCCCUAUGUCUGAUGUUGAAGGGGUAAACCACAUUCAGCAGUUCUAUUUGUCAGACAAUGAAGUGGUAAAUCGAAUUCUUCACAUAAACUCAAGUUAUGAUUUAGUUAUUCCUGACCUUGCUGGAGCAACAAAUCCAAGAAGUGCUGAGGGAAGGAUUUGGCAGUACCAGGAUGGUACUUUUGGAUUUGGUUUCGUUCGGGACAAUUUUGUCAUUGACAUGAAAAAUAUUGUCCGUGAUGGUUGCAUCGUGGAUGCAGUAAACCCUUCUACAUUGAUCGUGUAGUUGGAUGUCACCUGUACAUUGUGCACAAUGUAUUUUUAGCUGUGAAAUUAUGACAGUUUCCUUAGAUGGUAGUUUGCUUCUUUAACUGUAUCUUAGACAGUCAGUGUUAAGCAGGCGCUGUUUCAUUUGUAAGAUUAUGUACAUUGCCUUACCUGCGAGUCACCUUUUAUUUGUGACCUCCUUUGGUUUGGAGUUUGGACUUCCUUUCAUCAUAAUUUAUGUAAGCAAAAUAAUGGGAAUUGACAUCUUGUCAGUCCCUUCUUUUACAUUUCAUCCCUUGUAAAUUGUAAUGAUUCAAAUUUCAAACACAGUCCCUUUGUUGUAGAAUUA